GUCGCGACAACGAAUUAUUUCUCAGUCAGUAGUUUAAUCGUUUGGUGGUUGAGCACGAAAUGUUUCACAUUUUGAUUUUUGUCUCGGUUCUAUUGAUAACAACCAAAGUGAAUUCCAUUCCAUUCAAUGCUUCGGCACACAUAAUUGCUCCCAGACUAAACCCAUCCAAUUCGUUUUUGACAUCAUUCAACUACGACGUCUCGUCAGUAUGUUCCUGUUCCGGUUCAAAUACUUUACGUUCGAAUGGUAUCUGGACCAGCUGGGACGAUAAAAGAGGAUCGAGACCUGAUAAUGCAGUUUAUUGCGGUGGAUUGUAUGUGAUGAGAGUGCAAUUUAACAAUAACGGGCUGAUUGUUGGAAAGUAUUCGCCCGAAGUCAAGGGAGCCUGGAUUCCUUAUGGCGGUUACGAGCAUGGUGGCUUUGCUAGUUUCGAGAUACUGCGCCAUACCAACUACGUAUGGGAAGGUAACAAAAACAAUCAAAAUUUAUGGAUACCUGGUGGAAAAACAGCGUCUGGAAGUGAUAUCUAUAUUUGCAGUGUUUUUCAUGUCACAAAUCCUGGCCAAGUAUAUCCAGUAGCAUAUGAUAUUCCUGGUAAAUACGAUAGCGGUCGUUGCUACAUUUCAUAUGGUGGCCUAGAAUAUGGUUACGACCAGGUCGGCAGUGGACCUGGACAGUAUGAAAUUUUGAAAAGAUUGAAUUAAAAGUUUGAAUUGAAAUUGAAGUA
Bradysia coprophila is the source of this 727-nucleotide messenger RNA. RefSeq lists its product as uncharacterized. The record is from RefSeq and is a predicted model, not a curated record. NCBI's taxonomy places the organism in Eukaryota, Metazoa, Arthropoda, Insecta, Diptera, Sciaridae.